This is a messenger RNA of Dunckerocampus dactyliophorus (ringed pipefish), 1703 nucleotides long. Its product is annotated as aldo-keto reductase family 1 member D1-like. The coding region runs from base 78 to 1145 and encodes 355 amino acids. The record is from RefSeq and is a predicted model, not a curated record. The transcript is spliced from 9 exons. Gene Ontology annotation, biological process: bile acid biosynthetic process. Gene Ontology annotation, cellular component: cytosol. Gene Ontology annotation, molecular function: Delta4-3-oxosteroid 5beta-reductase activity; aldose reductase (NADPH) activity. Lineage: Eukaryota; Metazoa; Chordata; Actinopteri; Syngnathiformes; Syngnathidae.
GCUCUUGUUGCACUUUGUACCUGGGAGGCGUCGUUACAAUGGCCAAAGGGCAAGCAGUGCCAUUUUAGCACAUUUAAAUGACACAUAUUUGUUCAGCCGUGGGGUAUUCAAAUACAAGUGAUACAGCUGGAAAAUUAGUCUUGACAGUUCAUCAUUUGACAAAAAUGAACCUGAAAGCUGACAGUCACUCCGUCCCUCUUAGUGAUGGGAAUAGAAUGCCAUUGAUAGGACUGGGUACAUACGCAGAUCCUUGCACGACCCCUAAAGAGACAGCAUAUGCAGCUGUGAAAAUGGCUAUAGAAACAGGAUACAGGCACAUUGAUGGAGCGUUGGUUUAUUUCAAUGAACAUGAGGUGGGACAAGCAAUAAGGGACAAAAUAGCUGAUGGAAGCGUGAAAAGACAAGAUAUCUUCUAUUGUGGAAAGCUGUGGAACACAUUCCAUCCACCAGAAAUGGUCCGGCCUGCUUUGGAGAAAACCUUGAAGACACUGCAGCUGGAUUAUGUCGAUUUAUACAUUAUUGAGAUGCCCACAGCGUUUAAGCCAGGAGAUACCUUCUACCCAAAAGAUGAGGAUGGGAAGUGCAUUUAUCAUGAGACGGAUCUUUGUGCUACUUGGGAGGCUUUGGAAGCUUGCAAAGACGCAGGGUUGGCAAAAUCUCUCGGGGUGUCCAACUUUAACAAGCGACAGUUGGAGCUGAUCCUCAACAAGCCAGGGCUGAAACACAAACCGGUGUCAAAUCAGGUUGAAUGCCAUCCUUACUUCACUCAGCCAAAGUUGCUGGAGUACUGCAGAAAUAAUGACAUUGUCAUUGUGGGAUACAGCCCACUGGGAACAUCUAGAGAUGCAUCCUGGGUUAACUUAACCUGCCCCCCGCUCUUGGAGGAUGAGUUGCUUGUGUCGCUGGCUGCAAAGUACAACAAGACCGCAGCUCAGGUUGCGCUCAGGUUCAACUUGCAAAGAGGAGUUGCAGUAAUCCCAAAGAGCUUUAGCCCUGGUCGUAUAAAGGAGAACUUCCAGAUAUUCGACUUCUGCCUCUCUGAGGAGGACAUGAAGGCCAUCGAGGGGUUGAACAAGAAUAUUCGCUUUGUGGAGCUCCUGAUGUGGUCCGAUCACCCCGAGUACCCAUUUCUUGAUGACUACUAAACAACAAUUCAUACGAGUCAAUAAAUAAGUCUGCUUCACAAGUUGAACAGGUGCAGCUCAAUGAAUUAGAAUAUCCUCCUGAUGCUGUGUCAUCAGCAGGUAAAUGUGCUAGCGGUGUCAAUGUGCUUUGAGUGCCUUGGAGGUGGAAAAGCGGCCAUUCAUUUAUUUCAGUAGUUCAGUUUGGAAAAUGAAACUCUUAUAUUCUAUAUAUUCACUACACAGUCAAAUAUUUCAAGCAUGUAUGUUCUUAAUUUCUUAAAUUUGAAAAAUUGUCAAACAAUAACAAUGAUAUUCAAAUUUAUUUAAAUGCACUUGUGUGUACUUAGAAUAUUUUUCUCAUGUUCUACUGUUUGCAUUGUUAUUAACCAUUCUUUUCUUUUUUAUUCUGCAAAAGGCUAACUUUGUGGGUCAUGGCUAUACCUUAUAUGCAUGUAUAAUGUUCAUCAUCUGUCAUUGAGGGUAAUUAUCUAUUGUAAUAUUUUGUCUGCACUGUCCACUUUGCUGCUGUGAAACUGAAGUUCCCCCACUGUGAGACUAAUAAAGGUUUAUGCUAUUCUA